Daktulosphaira vitifoliae (grape phylloxera) is the source of this 2752-nucleotide messenger RNA. It is a transcript of the gene cysu, whose product is annotated as chorion peroxidase. The record is from RefSeq and is a predicted model, not a curated record. Gene Ontology annotation, molecular function: peroxidase activity; heme binding. The coding region runs from base 13 to 2373 and encodes 786 amino acids. The transcript has 15 exons. Gene Ontology annotation, biological process: response to oxidative stress. Lineage: Eukaryota; Metazoa; Arthropoda; Insecta; Hemiptera; Phylloxeridae.
GGUUUUUUAUUCAUGUGUAGAAAGGGUAGGAGAAGUUUUUCGAGGGAAAAAGGGGUCAUCGUGACUGUCUCUUGCUUCGAGUGCGGGCAUACACGCAUCUGCUAUACAACUGUAAAUACAUGUGCAGAAAAUCAUAUCAUGAAUAGGGUACACUUAAUCGUCAGUAGUUUACUGGCGAUUUCAUCUUAUAGCUACGGUCAAUCAUUCGAUAGUGACUGCGCAUUACACUUAUCAGGAGCAGGUAGAACAAGCUUCUUUGAUUUCAACACAAAUACCCUGAGAGGUGGACCUCAGGGUUUUGGUCAACCCGGUCAAUGCAUUACGUAUGAAGCAAUCAAUCAAGCAUACAUUGAUGCCAGAAAACGAAUAAAUAUUGUACCAGCUAACAAAGAAAAAUACACUUCUGAAGAAUUAGCUUCCGUCGGUGAAUUACUCCUUGACAUUUCUAUACAAUUAACUAAAAAUUAUGGAUUGACUUAUGAAGAAGUAGAAAAAGGAUUACCUACAAUUGAUACUUCACGUACACUCAUUAAGGAAGUUUGCCCCGCAUUUUUGUCUAACGUUGAGUGCAGACCCGGAAAAUAUAGAAGAUACGAUGGACUGUGUAACAAUGUUAAACACCCUACAUGGGGUGCCACAAAUACACCGUUCACUAGGUUAGUUGGACCACUCUUUUCCGACGGUAUGAGUUCGCCUAAAGUGAGUAUGCUCAGUAACAAGCGAUUGCCACUCGCAAGAGUUGUUUCCCGGACCAUGCAUCCUGAUGAAGGAUACCAUGAGCAUGCAGCUACUUUAAUGUUGGUAGCUUUUGGUCAGUUUAUGGAUCACGAUUUUACAUUAAUGGGCACGCCAGCAGAUCCACUCACUAGAAACGAACCAGAAGAAUGUUGCAAACGACCUCCACAUUUGAAAAAUCCUUAUUGUAACGAAAUACCAAUACCAGAUGAUGACUACUUUUAUAAAAAAUUCAAUGUCAAAUGUUUGGAUUUCGUAAGAGCUUUCCCAGCCGUCAGACCAGGAUGUCGACUUGGUUCGAGAGUACCUUUCAACACAUUAACUGGAGUUAUUGAUGCAAACACAGUUUACAGUGUUACUGAAGAUUACGCUAGGCAUUUAAGAACAGGCUAUCAUGGAUUAUUAAGGAUGAAUCCAGCAUUUUCUGAGUAUGGUUUAAAAGAUUUACUACCAAUGAGAACAAUUUACCCUGAUGAAGGAUGCACCAGACACAAUCGAUCACAAUUCUGUUUUGACGCAGGAGAAGUACGUGUGAAUGAACAACUUGUAUUAGCGUCUAUGCAUACGCUAUGGGCUAGAGAACACAACAGAAUAGCUGAAGAGUUAGGUAAAAUUAAUCCACAUUGGGAUGAUGAAACUCUUUUUCAAGAAAGUAGACGUAUUGUAAUUGCUAAAAUUCAACACAUUACUUACAAUGAAUGGUUACCUACGUUGUUAGGAAAAGGAGUCAUGGAAAAAUUCGGACUUCUUCUUCAAAAAGAUGGUUAUUGGGAUGGCUAUGAUCCAGAAGUAAAUCCAAAUAUUCUUGCUGAAUUUUCAGCAGCUGCUUUGAGGAUCGGACACACAUUUUUACCAACAGCCGUUGAAAGAUGGAGUAAAGCACAUAAAUUUAUCGCAUCGAAAAAAUUGUCUGAUCUGAUUAGACAACCAUACGAUUUAUACAGACCUGGAGUAUUCGAUGAGUACAUUAUGGGAUUGUCGAAUCAAGUAGCUCAAGCUAUGGAUGAUUCAGUUACGCAAGAAGUUACGAAUAAAUUAUUGAAAAAACCUGGUAAACAGUUUGGUAUUGAUUUAGUGUCAUUCAAUAUUCAAAGAGGACGUGAUUUUGGAUUACCAGGCUUUAUGGAAUACAGGAAAUUCUGUGGCCUACCUGCCUCUGAUUCAUUUCAAGGAUUAUCUGGUGCUAUGCCAAAUUCAACUGUUUCUCGAUACCAGCAAAUUUAUGAUUCACCUGAUGACGUAGAUUUGUGGUCUGGCGGUGUAUCUGAAAAACCGUUACCAGGUAGUAUGGCAGGUCCAGUAUUCUCGUGCAUAUUGGCCACGCAGUUUAGCUACGCUAGAAGAGGUGAUCGUUUUUGGUACGAAUUGCCUAAUCAACCUUCAUCCUUCACACCGGAACAACUACAUGAGAUUCGAAAAACUAGAUUAUCUAGAGUAGUAUGUGACAACACGGAUCUAAUAGAUACGAUCCAAUUGUGGCCAAUAGUUUUACCAGACCAUGAAUUGAAUCCUCGAGUACCUUGUCGAAGCGGAAUUUUACCAUCAACUGAUCUAACCAAAUGGGCUGAAGUACCAAAUUCACUUCCAAAUACAGAUCCUUUUAUUUUUGACCAUCCACCACCAGUAAAUAUAUUUUAAUGGAAAAAAAUGUAAUUAAAGAUAAUCAAACAACAUUCAAAAUGUAGUAGCUUAUUAUAUGCUCAAAUAGGCGUGAAAACCUCAAAAAAGUCCUAAGUUAUUUUUUAAAUUAAAUAACUUAAAUUAUAAAACAUUUGUGUCAUUAGUCAUAAAAUUUUAUAUAUUAGUACUUUCUUGAGUUUUAAUGACUGGAAAAAUCUAUGUUAGAAUGUUUACUUGGCUUGUAAAAAUAUUUAAUUUUUGAAUGUUUUCUUUAUCAUUGUAAUUUUUGUGUUGUCUUAAACAAUCAAAGUGUUUUACAUGUUAAAACAAAUGUUAACUUAAUUAUUGUUUAAAUGUUAUAAUGUUAUUUUAUUAAAUAUGAUUUUUAUUUUUUGUA